UAAGGCCUGAAAACUUUCUGAAAGAUCAAGAGGCUAGCUCGAAGAUUUCAACUAGUUUACAUAAGCUAGCUAUACAGAUAUUGGAUAGUGAAAAGCUUCAGUGACCUUGAGGAGAUUUGGUCAUCCUAUUGUUUGCGUUAUAAUGCAAUGUAAGGUAUUUUCGUUAUACAUCGUCUUCUGAUGUUAUGCUUUUCGAAUAUUUCCAAAUUCCCGUAAUUUUUAUCAUAACAGCCCUUGGAUCACAUUGACUGCAGCAGAAAACAAUGAAGAAAUGAUAACGAAUGGAUCCAUUCUUCGAUGUCCACUUUGAGAAUUCGGCGCUAACUUAACGAUCUGCCUGCACAUUUUUCAAAAGAAAUUUGUUUAUGAUGACACUGUUGGAUGAAUGCCAAAAAAAGUUAACUGAUUUACAAAAACAAGUAGCUCAGACAAGCAAAAAUGUGAUAACACGUACGCAAAAAUGGCGACGUCUUUCAGCUGUACCGUCUACAGACUGUGAUGUUGUAUUAAUAUUUAAAAGAGGAAUUUCCGAAGACAUUGUUGACUGGUUAAUUAAGAUUACAAGAAAGCGUGUACCACAACUUGUUUUACAAAAACAAUUUCAUCGAACAUCAGGACAGUAUGCACUUUAUAUGACAGCGUCAUACAGAGGCUUACUAACUGGUGCUGAAGAAUUAAGAAUUAAAAAGCCUUUAUUAUCUGAACAUGGUGGUGGUUUACGUGAAUUCUCAGUUGAAGAAUUCGGUCUAUUCGACAAUGUAAUGGAUGAAAAACUUUUUCUGUCUACCAGUGAACGUAGUAAUAUUGUAAAUCAUUUUCUAAUGAGUUUACGUGCUUAUCGUGAAGAUUCUGAUAUUUGUUCAGUCAAAUUAGUGGAUGGACAAUGUAUGAUUCCAUCCCUUCAAUCUGCUGGUAUUAUCAAUCAAAUAUUCCCAUUACAUGAACCGAAUGCAUUAGAGAAAUUAACUCGUAUUUGGAUACGUGGUUGGAUUGUACAUCAACCGUUAGAUGAAAUUAAAGAAUAUUUUGGUGCAAAAGUUGCAAUCUAUUUUGCAUGGCUUGGUCAUUAUACCUAUUCAUUGAUAUUUCCUUCUGUUGUUGGACUUAUUGUAUGGUUAUUUGUCAGUCCGAAUAAAAAUUCUUCUUUCUAUUAUUUACUAAUGGGCGUAUUAAAUCUAAUCUGGACAUCAUUAUAUCUUGAGCAUUGGAAACGAACCAGUUCAUUUUUAGCCUAUCAUUGGAGUUCAUGGGAGACACCAAUUCCAUUGUUAGAAGAACCUAGACCAUUAUUUAAAGGUACACUAUCUCUGUGUCCAAUUACUGGAAGACCAGUUCGCAUUUAUCCUAAAUGGAAACGUUUGCUAAUUCUAUGCUUCAUCACUUGUCCUGUUGUUCUACUUUCACUUGUUGGUGUCAUUCUUAUCACAUUAGUCUAUGUUCACUUACAAGAAAAGAUGAAUAUCGCUGCUGACAAUAAUACGUAUACUAUUUUACCAAGUUUUGUAUUGGUAACUUUACCUAAGGUAUUUCUGGCUGUUUCAAUUGCCAUAAUGGAUGUCAAUUAUAGAAAAAUAGCUAUUUGGUUAACAAAUUUAGAAAAUCAUCGUUUAGAAGAUGAUUACAAUAAUUAUUAUGUCAUCAAAUUGAUUUUGCUUCAAUUUGUCAAUUCCUUCUACUCACUAUUUUACACAGCGUUUUAUCUGAAAGAUUUGGAUUUGUUAAGAAAACAACUGGUAACAGUAUUACUGAUUCGACAAAUGUUUGAUACAAUUAAAGAAGUUUUUUUACCACUUGGUCAAUCACGUCUACAUCAAGUAUGGUUGUCAUUAAGAUAUGAACAGAAACGUUUCUUUGAUAAAAAUAAAGUUGAAUCUAAAGAAAAUGAUUCAAUGUCAACAUCUACAUCAUCAUUAACGCAGACAUCAGCAUCAUGUAGUAAAAUAAAUACAGAUGACGAUCAAUUUCCAAUGUUACCUAAAGAUAAUGUUCAAAAUGAAUAUAACGCUAAAGAUGAUAUUGAUCCAGAAAUUCUUAUACACCAGAGAAAUUUAUCAUCAGAUAAAGAGCAAAAGAUAAUGACUAGUUCGAAAUCAUUUGAUAAUUCAGAUGAAGCCAGAAUCGCAGCAGCGGAAAGAGAAGCUACUCUCCUACGAUAUGAAGAUCCAACAGAUGAUUUUCUUGAGAUGUUUAUCCAGUUUGGCUAUGUGAGUAUGUUUGCUGGUAUAUUCCCAUUAGCCGGUUUAUUGGCAUUCAUUAACAAUCUAAUUGAAAUACGAGGUGAUGCCUACAAAUUGUCAACUAGUUAUCAACGUCCAUUUGCCAAGUUUGCAAGUAAUAUCGGUGUUUGGCAAUUAGCAUUAGAUGUGUUUAGCUAUAUAGCUGUAAUUGUGAAUAUAGCUUUACUUGGAAUAUCUGGAGCUGCACAACGUCUUUUUCCGAAUUUGUCUACUCCACAGUUGAUAAUUUUGCUGGUUCUCAUCGAACAUGUAAUAAUUAUUGCACGUGCUACAAUUAGUGCCCUCAUUCCACAUACACCUGCUUCUGUUGUACAUCAGAUAGCUAAAUUGGAACACAGAAGACGAGAAGCUCUGAAAAUACUUGAGCGUGAAACAAUGCGGGAACAUCAACGUCAGCAGUCACCAUCAAUUGUACCAGGAGUUGGCGUAUAAACUGCUACUUAUUUAAAACUUUCAACAUGCAAACAUUUUUUUAAGCUGACAAACUUUCAAUUUGAAAUAUUAUCAUUUGACUGAAACAAUAUAUAUUUCGAUUUCUAUGUUUUAUUUAUUGUCACAUUAAAUUUCGAAAACGCAAGCAUAUUUAUAAGCAUGGAGGGAACGGCUUGCAUGUUUUGGCUUUUAUUUUCUUUUAGAACUGUUUUCAGUUUUAUUUACUGCUUUUCAUGUUUGAUUUAUGCAGUUGAAUAAUAUUUCACUCUAUUCUAACAAAAAGAUUGAUAAGAAAAUGAACUCACUUUUUCUUUUAUAAAUUUUUAUUGGGUUGCGCAAUUUUAAUUCAUCUAUAUGUGUAGUCCAUCUAUUCGAACCGCACUUCACCUACAAACAAGGUGUAUCACUACGCUACACAUAAUAGAUAUGGCUUAUUGGCUAUUAAGUUGCCAUUACUUUUUCAAGAGGAUAAUGUCUGCAUUCAAAAUUCCUUCGAGAGAGUCCAGUAGUAUUGUUGAGAAAUGCUAAUAUUUAGUAUAGCCUCUCUCACUGGGUAAAUAUUGCAAUACUCGUGAUUGACUAAAAUGUACUACACAAUUAUACAUGUCUUUCUCAAUACUUUUGUUACAUCACAUGAUUCAUACUUCUUCAUGUGUUUACUUUUAUUUUACACAUUUUCAUUUGAUACUAGAUGAUGAUUGCAAAUGGAAUGAAAAUUUGGAGUGGGGACGGAUUCCAACCGGUAACAAUCGGGUUUCUGGCCCGAUGCUCUACCAACUGAGCUACGAGGUUCGACUGUUCACCACGAUUUUUUAUUUCACUUCAGUCACCAUGGGUUUUGCCUGACUACCAUGUUAAUUUAUGAUGCAUUACUACCGCUUGAUCGUAUUAACACUGGCUGCCUACCAGUCAGUACUUCUCAUCCCAAUCCAAAUUUAACUGAAUUAGAGAUGGGGAGCAUCAUAUUGAUUAUCAUUUUGACUAUGUGAGAUAGCCGUGGUUUGGUAGAUUAGUAUUUAUACUGGGUAAUGAUUGACGGUGAAAUGAAAAUUUGGACCGCGGCCGGAUUCAAACCAGUGACCACAAGCCAUCUAUCAGUCUUUUAUGUUUUAUCAUUGCAUGUAUUUUAUUUCCUUCCCUUCGACUAAUUCCAGUUUCUUUUCGCAAUAAAUUUGUCACUAUUUCCUAUUUCGUCUGUUGAUUUUCCCACUUUGUACUCAUAUAGAGAUGGACCCGAUAUGCUACAUUGUCACAUAUUAAGCUGUCC
Messenger RNA from Heterobilharzia americana, 3936 nucleotides. NCBI's taxonomy places the organism in Eukaryota, Metazoa, Platyhelminthes, Trematoda, Strigeidida, Schistosomatidae. The record is from the annotation of a GenBank genome assembly.